AUGAUGCCCCUGGAGCGCCGCAACGAGCCCCAGAUGCUCAGGAGCUUCUGGAGGAAGUAUCCCAGCUACAACCUCAACCCGCUGCUCCACAAGCGCUACAACGAGCUCCUGGAGGCCCGGGCCUUCAACAAGUGGCUGGACGAGCGCAGGACGCGCCAGGAGGGCGAGGAGUACACGGACGCCGUGGGGCGCCUCACGGAGGCCGUCAACCGCAGGGUGCCCCAGCUGCGCUACGCGCCCGCCGAAAGGUCGGGGGUGCGGCGGGUGGCCCGGGACGUCGCCGCCGGCCGCAACACGACGGUCCUGGGCUACAUCGAGGAAGGGGAGCCUCUGGCCCUGGGCCUCCCGAACCGGAAUGCGAGCGUCUACAUGAGCUCGCACUUCCGCCUGGACGACUUCCCGGCGUCCAGCGAGCCUCUGAGCGACGAGCCGCUCCCACACACCCACGUCAACCCCGCGGAGGCCUUCGAGGACGCCCGGGACGAGGGCUACCGGGGAGAGCCCUUCCCGCGGAGGGACUUCCUGCCCCCCAGGGGCGGACCCCGGGCAGGCCCUGAGGCAGGACGGCCUGGCGCCGCCGCCGGCGCCGAGCCUCUCGGACCGCCUGCUGGGAGGGCGGACUACAAGCUCGCAACGAGCAACGUGAACUACGUUCAAAGCAGAAGAGACGUGCAAUACUUCCCGAGCUCCCUGAGCACCUUCACGCCGACCACCAGCCGCGUGGCCAGGAUCCCUCUCACCAGCGGCAUGGAUUUCAUCGACCCUGAGAGCGUGAAGAUCGCCUUCCGGGUGGCCGCCAUCCCGCCGCCGCCCGACCUGGUCUCGAGCGCCAUCGCCACCGCCUUGGUGGGCUACGCCACCACCGGCGACCUGCUGAAUUACGCGCCCAUCAUCAACGAGAUCAACAUCGCCCUCACGGACUACUGGACGCAGACGGAGACCAGCACCGAGAUCGCGAACCAAAUCGCGGCGGCGGGGCACCUCACGCAGGCCCAGGGCGACGCAAGGUACUUUCCGACCAACGCCGCGCCCGACGGCGGGGGCGCAUAUGCGCUCAUGCUCGACAUCUUCACGCCCCGCAUGCUCAGAAAUUUGCUGCCGAGGGCGCCCCUGAGCAUCACGCCGCUCUUCACCAACGGGCGCACCCUGGAGCUCGAGGUGGACUGCUACUCCAAGAGCGAGUCCGACUCCAGGUACUUCCCGGUGAACGCGGCCCCGGACGGCGGGGGAGGCUUCGCCCUCAUGGUCGACACCCAGACGCCGCGGCUCAUUCGGAGCAUCAUACCCCGGGCGCCGCUCAACGUGACCGUGGCGGGGGGCAACGGAGGCACCCUGGACAUACAGUGUGACGCCUACUCCAAGUCGGAGGCGGACAACCGCUACUUCUCGGUGAAUGCGGCUCCCGACGGCGGGGGCGCCUACUCGCUCAUGCUGGACAUCUUCACGCCCCGCAUGAUGCGGGCCAUCCUGCCCAGGGCUCCGCUCAGCGCCAUCGACACCAGGGUGACGGCGCUCGAAGGAGGCAGCGGCGUGCCGGCCAACAUCAGUUGCACCAGCCUUACCGCGAGUAGUUUCGUGAACACGCUGAAUUUCACGGCCACGGGCAACACCACGGGGGUGGACGCCCUCUUCACGGUGGACGUGCAGACGCCGCUAUUGCGCGCCGUCGCCGCGGACGGCUACCUGCACCUCGGGGGCGGGACCGUGGGCACGCAGAUCCUGGACAGCGCGGCCGCCGUGGUCGCGGAACUGACCAGCACCAACAUCGCCCUGGAGCAGGACGUGGCGGUGGCCCAGACCAAGACUCUGACCUGCGCCAGCAUCGCGACCACAUCCGGCGUGGCCAACCUGGCGGUGCAGGGCGGCACGCAGGGCAUCGUCUGCACCUCCAAGGGCCUGAACGUCACCGAAGCCUUUCCGCUCUCGGCCAUCCCCACAGACGGCACCGUGGCCGUCAGGGUGGAGAACACGGCCCCCACGGGCUUCGCGGCGCUCGAGAUGAGCUCCAACGGGGGCGCGGGCUUCGCCACGCUGGACGUCGCCGCGGUGGGCGGCUCCACCCUCUACGCGCCCAACCAGACCAUCACCCUGAUGACGGUGCCGGGCAGUCCCAGCUUCGUGGUGAACGCCGACGGCACCAUGCACCAUCAUUACAGCCUCACGGGCACCUCGGACGUCCGGCUCAAGGCCAACGUGCUGCAGACGCCCCAGGCGGAGCUGCAGGCCGUCUUCGACGCCGUCGAGGUCAAGUGCUUCGACAGGGUGGACGUGGGCACGCACGAGAUGGGCUUCGUGGCCGACGACGUGGAGGCGGCCUGCACGCCCGAGCUGGCGGGGUGCCUGGUGGGGAGCUUCCACAGCUGGCACCUGGACGACCAGGCCAAGACGCUCUGCUACCAGAGGAUGAUCUGCGUGCUCUGGGGCGCCGUCAAGGGCCUGCAGGCUCGGGUGGAGGCGCUGGAGGCCGCGUGA
Molecule: messenger RNA, 2472 nt
Organism: Symbiodinium natans
Lineage: Eukaryota; Dinophyceae; Suessiales; Symbiodiniaceae
Source: the annotation of a GenBank genome assembly